Messenger RNA from Exophiala viscosa, 2327 nucleotides. RefSeq names its product major facilitator superfamily domain-containing protein. Gene Ontology annotation, biological process: transmembrane transport. Gene Ontology annotation, molecular function: transmembrane transporter activity. Lineage: Eukaryota; Fungi; Ascomycota; Eurotiomycetes; Chaetothyriales; Herpotrichiellaceae. Gene Ontology annotation, cellular component: plasma membrane. The transcript has 5 exons. The coding region runs from base 390 to 2210 and encodes 606 amino acids. The record is from RefSeq and is a predicted model, not a curated record.
AAGUGCAAUCUGACAAAGCUACUCGCAGAAUUUGAUACAUUCCGCCUUCAUCCUAUCGACUCUUAGUUCCAAGUACUACUUCCAAAUACGUCCGACAACCAGAAACCUUCAGAUUCAAGAAUGACUAUUCGUCGGCACAAACCCGGAAAAUGAAUCGUCUGUACUGCCGUAACAGCAGCCCCCUUGUUUCGAUCCAUCCAAAGUCCUCUCUGGUAGGUUUUUCGCUCUUUGACACUGGCGCAGCAUCUGAAGAUGAGCACAAUGUGGCCGAGACCUCCGGUAGGGAAGCAAGCUUUGCAGGCAUAUAUAUUAGGCGAGAUGCUGGCCAUUGAUGCUACUUACCAAACACAAGCAAUAGCAGAACAGCUACAGAAGAUACAAUAGCAAGCAUGGACCCGCUUAGCAGAGAUCUCAUUCGUGCCGAAGUUGAUGCCAAUGUCAACCGAUCAGACACACUAUCAUACAUUGCCACGCAUGGUCCCGACAUUGAGAGAGACUGGUCACAUUCAACCCCAUCUGCACCACAGACCAGAUCCCACAAUCAACUAACUCACGCGGACACGUAUGCAACGUACAAGUCCCAACAGUCUCAACGUGGACUGCACCCUGUCGAGGUGGAUCGGAUCAGCCGACAACGAACGCAGCAUCAACAAAUACUUGGCCGUCGACCGUCUGCAGGUACACGACGACGAUCAACUGCCACCGUCACCACAGUUACAACACUCGGAGCAGGUAAACCCCUUCCUCCGAUCGACGACAAAGAGGAGUUCAUCGUCGAGUUUGAUGGAGUUGAUGACCCAGAACAUCCGCAGAACUGGGCUUUUGGGACAAAAAUCAUCAUGUCCAUCAUCCUCUCAUAUAUCACCUUCUUGGCGUCCUUCGCUUCAGCCAUCUACUCACCCGCCAUCGGUCAAGUAUCGCACGAGUUUCACGUCAGUACCGAAGUCGGCGUCCUGGGACUCUCAUUGUACGUACUGGGCUUCGCCUUUGGCCCUAUCCUUUGGGGACCCUUGUCAGAGAUUCUGGGUCGCAAGAACCCUCUACUAGUCGCCAUGUUCGGGUUUUCGCUAUUUGCCGUGGCUGCCGCAACCGCGAAGGACUACCAGACCCUCAUGCUCACCCGAUUUUUCAGUGGCUUCUUCGCCGCCGGCCCACUUGCGAUAGUGCCUGCCUGCUUUGCCGAUAUGUACGACGACAGCCAGCGUGGCAUUGCGAUCACCGCGUUCGCUAUGGCGGUCUUCGUUGGCCCAUUCGCAAGUCCUUUUACGGGGGGCUUCAUCACAGAGAGCCACCUCCAUUGGCGUUGGACCAUGUACAUUGCUAGCAUCAUGGGCUGGCUCGGCACUUUCUUGAUGCUGUUCACGCACGAGACGUACCCUCCGACCAUUCUCGUCACAAAGGCUGGUCACAUCAGGCGCGAGACCAAGAACUUUGCCAUCCAUGCCAAGCAGGAGGAGAUCGAAGUUGACAUGGCCGAACUGAUCAACAACAACUUUAUGCGGCCUAUUCGACUCUUAUGCACCGAGCCCAUUGUCUUCCUUAUCACCUUGUAUAUGUCAUUCAUCUACGGCCUGAUAUAUCUGUUUCUGAGCGCCUACCCACUCAUUUUUUCGGGUGUCCACGGCAUGAGCCUCGGUGUUGGUGGAUUGCCGUUCAUUGGGCUCAUUAUAGGCCAGCUGUGCGGCGGCAUUUAUAUCAUGAUCGACCAGAUACAGUACAAGAAGAAACUACAAAGGAAUCAUGGCGUGCAAAUUCCAGAGUGGCGCCUUCCGCCGGCCAUUGUUGGCGCCGUCUGCUUCAGUAUUGGGCUCUUCUGGUUAGGAUGGACAGGCUUCUCCAAAGACAUCCACUGGAUGGCUCCUACAGCCAGCGGCGUCGUGACCGGCUUUGGCGUCUUGUGCAUAUUCCUGCAGUGCUUCAACUACCUAAUCGAUACAUACCUCAUGUUUGCCGCAUCAGCCAUCGCGGCGAAUUCACUGCUUCGAUCCUUCUUUGGUGCAGGUUUUCCUCUCUUUGCCACUCAGACGUUCAACAACUUGGGCAUUCAGUGGGCCGGCACACUGCUUGGAUGCCUUGCUGCUGUCAUGAUACCCAUUCCGGUCGUCUUCUACCUCUAUGGUCACAAGAUCAGGUCAUGGAGCAAUAUCUCCAAGACUACGGAACAGGAAGAAGAGAACAAGGCCAGUUUGGAAAAGAAGAUGGAGGUUUAGAACGAGCAUAUAACGGGAUUGGAGCUGGUAGGUUUAAAGGCACUGUGGCAUGCGAUGGGCCUUCGAGAGUCGAACUCUGUUUGCUAGGAAUAACUGCAUCCCCUCUAUCUCAGCUAU